CUACUAGCAUAGAUUUUUGAGUCGUCAGCAAACGCAAACACAUCAUUUGCACUCACGUGGGUGCGCACGAGCCGUCACCCAACCCAUGGUUCAGCUUCUCAAGCCCUUCGAAUACAUCACGCCCUGAGUUGCAGCACAUAGCUCAAAAAGAAAAAAGGUAGAACAGCAUGCAAGAGCCUAGCACAUUGCUGUUGCUUCUAUUUCGGACCGCAUACCUCUACACUAUAAUUGUCUAUGCCGCGUGCGCAGCUCUGGGCUUCAAUGGUUCGUUGAUCGGUCUUGCAGCAACAACAGUACUCGCAGUUGGAUCAGAAAUAGCGUUCGUGUACAACGCAAGAGAAGAGAUGACUGACGAGAAAGAGCUGCGAUAUAUGGUCUGAUGAAUGCUAUUGAAACUAGAAAGAGCGAUCAGACCGCCAAAGAAUGUCAUUACCCACGCCGUGCAAGCAACUCUCUUCGUCAGAAUGUCUCUAUCAGCCUCUGAUGCGGAGUCUUCGUUCUCGAUCUUGGCACAUCGUCCCCGCAGCUCCAACGUCGUCUCGCCAUUCAGUCACCGAUGAGAAGACCAAACAAAACAAAGCCUGGAAGUAUGAAGGCUACAGUGGAUUCAGUGAGUGGAUGGCCUCGGAUGACGACUUCUUCAUUGUUCGACGCUUCGGGACCAUCAACGCUCGAGUGAUUCUAUGGAUGCAAAACCAGAUCGUGGAGAAGGAGAGAAAGCUAGCGGAGCUGCAUAAACGCAUGGAGGACAGAUCCGAGACGUCGCCAGAUGGCGAAGGGAUGAAUGACAGCUUCGACUGGGACAUAAAAAAUCUGCCUGAGAGGCACGAUCUGAUGCGCGGUUUAUCUGAUCAAUUGCUACAAUAUAACAGCUACAUCAACGCUUUCUCCAAAGUUCGCGCUCGCCCAGCUGCUGAAGCACGGCAAGUCCGCAAUCUCCAGAACUGGUCGCUCGAUGCUGAGGGCUUAGAUCGAGAAGUAAUAGAUCUGAGAGAGUUGGAGUUCGCCAAACAUAGGCACGACCUGAUAUCAAUCAGCUCACGUGAGCGUCCCCCGUUGGGCGAGUGGCUCGAGUCAUGCCAGAAGCUGCAACUUUCCAAGGUCUUUCGUGAGAAAGCCCAGAAUGGAAAACACGUAGUGUCCGCAGCUACGCAAUACACUAGCAAUGCGAGAUUUGAGUUGCUCACGAAAGGACUCAUCAUCACUGGAGGGCUAGUGAUGUUGCUGGCACCUAUCUGGUGGCUUGCAUUCGUCUCGGACACCAAAAAGCGGUUGGGUAUUAUCACUGCCUUCGUGUGCAUCUUUAUAUCAGUAAUGGCCACGGCGACCAAUAAACCCUUCGAGGCUGUCGCAGCGACGGCUGCGUAUGCUGCAGUGUUGAUGGUGUUCAUGCAGGUAGAACCAAAGGGGUAGCGCAUCCGGGUUUGUAAGUUGUAGUUGUACAAUAGAGUUGCAUCGUCGUUCGACUGGGUGGAGUCCUAACAUGUUAACAUGAGGGCACCUUACAUGGGAUGUCCGCUCCCACUCGGCUGCAGAACUACCACUGUGACUCUAAGGAGCGAUACUCAAAGGUUGAGAGAAAGAGAAAAGCUGGACAAAAAAGUAGGUGGCCUAUGAUAUCGUAAUUUGUGGGUGUUCGUGCUCUCGUCAUCUCUGCUUGCGCGUAUGUGUGCUGUCUUAGGUAUCUUCGAAACUUCCUGUCCUAGUAUGGGGUACGAAGUCAAUCUUCCGCAUGC
Macroventuria anomochaeta is the source of this 1736-nucleotide messenger RNA. RefSeq lists its product as uncharacterized. The record is from RefSeq and is a predicted model, not a curated record. The coding region runs from base 424 to 1413 and encodes 329 amino acids. The transcript is spliced from 3 exons. NCBI's taxonomy places the organism in Eukaryota, Fungi, Ascomycota, Dothideomycetes, Pleosporales, Didymellaceae.